Messenger RNA from Cucurbitaria berberidis CBS 394.84, 1168 nucleotides. RefSeq names its product rer1 protein-like protein. The record is from RefSeq and is a predicted model, not a curated record. The transcript has 4 exons. Gene Ontology annotation, biological process: protein retention in ER lumen; retrograde vesicle-mediated transport, Golgi to endoplasmic reticulum. NCBI's taxonomy places the organism in Eukaryota, Fungi, Ascomycota, Dothideomycetes, Pleosporales, Cucurbitariaceae. Gene Ontology annotation, cellular component: Golgi membrane. Bases 158 to 724 code for a protein of 188 amino acids.
GCCUUGCGAGAGACCCAAGUCAACUUUUUGACACGACGCCUCAACAACCCAUCCCUUGCCAACGCCCGCUUCUAUACCCACCCACCCCAGGAGUGCCCAGAGAAUCGAGCCAGGACGAAAGGACUACCGCAUCGUAUCAACAGAACCCAUCGCAAACAUGGACGCCCCCGAGCCGGAUACCCCUUUCGCGUCUGUGACGGCGCAAACAUCAAAGUUUGGACGUAUGUUCCAGUCCUACCUCGACAAGUCAACACCAUACACGCCCUACCGAUGGGGAGGAACAGCAGUACUCUUCAUCCUCUUCGGUCUGCGCAUAUUCUUCGCCCAAGGAUGGUAUAUCGUCGUAUACUCCCUAGGCAUCUACCUCCUAAACCUCUUCCUCGCCUUCCUCUCGCCCAAAUUCGACCCCGCGCUCGAACAAGACGAGGGCAUGGAAGACGGCAACGCCAGCGGGCUGCCGACAAAAGAAGACCAAGAGUUCCGCCCCUUUGUGCGCCGGCUCCCCGAGUUCAAGUUCUGGUACUCGACCACAAAGGCGAUUGCCAUUGGCUUCUUCUGCAGCUGGUUCGAGAUCUUCAAUCUGCCGGUUUUCUGGCCGGUCCUGGUUGUGUACUGGCUGAUUCUGUUCGGCCUGACGAUGCGACGACAAAUUCAGCAUAUGAUCAAGUACCGCUACGUUCCCUUCACGGUCGGCAAGACGCGCUACCGGGCUGCUGCAAACUGAACACGUAUACGCGUCGCCAUCGCUUUCUUAUCGACUACCGCAUUAGGGCGCGGGGUGCUAUAGGCGCCGAUUCAUGACGUUACUGUUAGCGGCUGCAUUUUGGGUAUAGGGCGCUGCAAUCGCAAUAGAUGGGGUGGCGCGGAGUCGCUCCGGGAAACAGGCGGCUGGUUCAUCUCGGAUGCUACACGACAGGCAUGUGUAAGAAAAGCCUGCAUAUUUACACGUUUAAUUCUGGGGACGUUGGGUACGAAAGCAGUUUUAUGCCAUCCUUAUGCGCGCCUAGUACAAUAAUCUAUGUUGAACUCGAAAUACGUCCAAUUGUCUUAGUUGGUUCUAGGUAUCAAAGACGUUCCUCAUGCAAAUACGACCAGCGCAAACAUCUCAACACGCAAUAGACCUGUACAAAAGGAGAACACGGGAUUUCCUUGAGCCAAGGAUAAUAGC